This is a messenger RNA of Didymosphaeria variabile, 3672 nucleotides long. It is a transcript of the gene MSN5, whose product is annotated as karyopherin. Gene Ontology annotation, molecular function: RNA binding; small GTPase binding; nuclear export signal receptor activity. The transcript is spliced from 5 exons. The record is from RefSeq and is a predicted model, not a curated record. Gene Ontology annotation, biological process: RNA export from nucleus; protein export from nucleus. NCBI's taxonomy places the organism in Eukaryota, Fungi, Ascomycota, Dothideomycetes, Pleosporales, Didymosphaeriaceae. Gene Ontology annotation, cellular component: nucleus; cytoplasm; RNA nuclear export complex. Bases 1 to 3672 code for a protein of 1223 amino acids.
AUGGAUGGGGCAUCUGCAACCCCGCAACACCUCGCGAACGGCCACACGACCGACCUUUCGCAAGUAUUGCAAGCGCUGCAGGCAAUCUACGACCCCAAAUCGAACAACGAGACCCGCCGCCAGGCCACCGAAUAUCUAGAACAGGCCAAGAGGCACCCCGAAGCGCCCUCGCAUGGCCACACACUCGCUCGCGACAAGUCGCAGCCCGCCCAGCUUCGCCACUAUGGUCUUACCCUGCUGGAAUUCUCUAUCAGAUACAGCUGGGAGGACUUCACCGAGGAGCAGGGCACGGGUCUGCGAAACUACGUGGUCGAGCUAGCACAGAGCAUCACAGCAGAAGACCCGGUUUACCUGCGUAAUAAAGUGGCACAGUUGUGGACAGAGGUUGCGAAGCGGUCAUGGGGCGCCGAGUGGAUGGACAUGGACCAACAGCUGGUCGAGCUGUGGCAAUCGUCGCUGCACCACCAGGCCGUCGUGCUGUACGUGCUCGAGACGCUGUCCGAGGAGAUUUUCAACCGUGAAGAUCCUACGGCGGGUCUGCGAGGUAGCGACCUAGGUCGGGCAUGCGUGGAAAUUUUUACACCGACGGCAGUGCUCACUGAGCACCUGCCUACGCGCGACAAGAGCCUAAAUGUACGCUAUGGGGACGAAGGGUGGCUCAAGAGGCUGUGCGAUAAUCUGUCGUGGUGUCUGUCCCAGGACUACGAGAAUCUAGAUGCGGUGAAACUGUGCGCAGUGAAAACCAUGAACGCUCUCCGGGCUUGCAUGCCAUGGGUAAUUCCGAAAGCAAUUGCCGCUGUUCAGGUAAUCGAGCAUGUGUGCAAGGCUCUCGCCGUACCCGUGGCCGAGCUGCAAGUGGCUUCUGUCGAUGUCCUUCAAGCCAUAUACACCCGCCACCACCUCCAUGAUGACGAGUUUGUAGAGCUUGUGUGUCCCAUGUUUACGCCCGGUAGCGUUUCGCUUUUGCGUGAGGUGUACAACUGGACUCUGGCCGACAUGAACAUCCAUGACUUGGAUGAAAAGAAGUAUAAUCUUUGCAAGAGACUUUCCGAGUUGGCUAACAACCUCGGUCUUUUCAUCGAGCAGAAGCCCCAGCAGGUGCCUGAAGGCAGCGAUCUUCCUGGAAUCUUUCAAUUCCUCUACGACGUCGCACGCAAUCCAAGUCUGGUUGUGUCGAUCCCCGUGCUUCAUUGCUGGACCAAACUACUGCGCUCCCGCAUUGUUCGCGAAUCUCCAGUCGUAAAUCAAAUGGUUGGCGGCCUGUUAGAGAUCUGCUGCGCCCGUUUGGUACGUUAUGAAGUGUUCCCUGAAGAUUCCGAAGAUGCUACCAUUCUUUUCUUGAGUGAAGAUAUCGACACCGUGCCAGAGCGACAUGCUUUCCUUGGCAAUUAUCGAAGAUUCUGCGCUGAUGUUAUUGAUGUCCUCGUGCGGCGAACGCCUGUCGAGGCCAUGGAGCAUAUUCUUGGGCAGGCCACAAAUACACUUCAAGGUCUAUACAACGACAAUCCACCAUUCCAGCCGCAAAACUUCACCAAACACUCAGCCCCCGUGCUUAAAGUAGAUGCACAAGUCACCAUCAUCGAUGCAGCAUUGAAGGGCUAUCUGAAGUGGCUCUCCACCCAUGGAAACGAACCGCAAGAGGACGAACGGAAACGUAACGCAAUGGAAGAUUCGUUCGAGCAGUGGGGCAGGCAGGUGUUGCAGGCGCGUUUCGACGAUCCUGAGAUUGCGAAAAAAAUCAUUCAACUCAUGUCGACGUUCUCGACCAAAGCGCUCCCUGACCGUCCCAACUUUGCUCUUUCUUUUCUUGAAUACAUGAUCACCGUCAAGCUCGUCGACAACCCUGCCUAUCCGCAGUAUGCCGACACGGUGAAGGACCUUGAACGCAUAUGUAGCCUUGAGAUGCAGAAGCUCGCCAUGAAGUUCGCCGACGACUUCAUGAAUGUUUACGAACAGUUGGAGAAUAAGGUCAACGAGAUGAUGGCCGACCCUACGACUGAUGACCGUCAGCGCAUGGCCUAUUCCGCCUUUUUGUUCAUCAUCAUUCACCGGUGUGGCACGUUGGAUCGUGAAAGCCAGGAGAAUCGUAUGCGGCAAAUUUUGGCACAGAUCAAGGACGCCUGGCAGGACAAUGACUUUGUAAACUCGGUUUCCUCAUUUCAAGCCUUUUGCGAAAGCCUCGGGAUGGUACAACUACCAGAAUUCCUGUCUGCCAACAACUUCCGUGGCGUGCAAGACUGGUCUGAACAACCACUCAGCAAUGAUGGUCAAGCCAUGCAGGCCGCUAUUCUCGACCACUCGCAACGCUUGCCGCUUCGGCUUACUAAGACACUCCUGGCCGCCUCUACCGAGAAGCUGCGCGAUGGUUCUGCUGCAUACGAAUCGGCCGCCCGGUUAUGGGCCGAAGUCAUACCAAUAAUACUGCCAAACCUCCUGCAACUCGUCAGUCAUGCGCAGGCCUUCAACGACAUCGAGACCAACUGGUCGUUCCUCCCACCGGAUCUGCAGCAAGUCAUCCAACGAGUCCUGACUGACCGAUUUUGGCAAGCUGGUAUAUCCACUGAGAGCCGCGACGAUUUUUUCGCUCGUGUGAGUGGGUCGAAGUCGACAUACGAAGGUUUUGCGUCCACUGUGCGAGGUACCGUCCGACAAAUUCGGGAGAGCUCGUACUAUAUUUUAUACUCCUUGACACGGUUCCGUGAUUACUUCUAUGGUAUAGAAAAUCUUUCUGCACCCCUGAGUCAAGCCUUGUUUGGACACGCACAUGCAUUGACGGCGCAUCAUCUGUCUGUACUUCUCACCGUCUCCACACAUCUCAUUGAAGGCUGUCCACCGCAUCUGAGAGCACAGUUCCUGCCGGCUAUGAUUCAAGGAUUGUUUCGCGAACUAAAUGGCAAGAUCACAAAGGAGUGGGACGAAGUUAGCCAGCAGGUUAUCAAUGCCAGGGAGAACGAUAAUUUGACGGACGAGAUGAAGACUGAAAGCAUCCUUCGGCAGCUCACGUACUCUUCUGUCACGCUCGUCGCUGUGCUGCUUGACUCAAGGCAGGAAUUCGCCCGCCUAGAUGAGGAUCAGCGCAAAGAAGGCCCCCCAAUCUGCGACUUCGUCCUCAACGCCCCAGAAGUCCUCGAGCCCAUCCUCCUCUUCUGUAAUACCUGCAUUCACGUCCGCGAUACGCGCUCUGUAAACACCACCGUCCGCGUGCUACGCAUGCUGCUCCCGCGCUUCAAGGAAAAGUCGCCUAUCCGCGACUACUUCUGCAAUGAGAUUCUCAAGAACGCAAUUAUCUCCCUCCACGAACCCUACUUCGUUGAUUGCCAGAAAGAUCUCGCUUCGCUCAUCGCGGGUAUAAUACAUCUUGACGACGACAUUCCCCGCGCUAUCAUCCUCUCUCUUCCUGGUAUGGGCGACGAUUCACGCGUCGACCGAAAGCUGGCGAAGUUGAAGAGUGUGAACAGGAGCGAUGAGAGGCAACAGCGCUCUAUCGUGCUCGACCUCCUUUCCAGCGUCCGAGGCGUGAGCAUCCACGAGCAGGGCAGGAUUGAGCGCGCGAAGCCGAAAAAGAAGACUGCAUUUCAAGAGCAAUAUAUGAGUUUGGAGCCGGGUGCUAAUACGAUUGUGAGGGGGACAAGUCCGGGAUUGGAAGGCGUGGCGGGGAUGUUCGAUUCGUAA